This is a messenger RNA of Tachyglossus aculeatus (Australian echidna), 5188 nucleotides long. It is a transcript of the gene PHLDB1, whose product is annotated as pleckstrin homology like domain family B member 1. Gene Ontology annotation, biological process: regulation of microtubule cytoskeleton organization. Gene Ontology annotation, molecular function: protein binding. NCBI's taxonomy places the organism in Eukaryota, Metazoa, Chordata, Mammalia, Monotremata, Tachyglossidae. The record is from RefSeq and is a predicted model, not a curated record. Gene Ontology annotation, cellular component: basal cortex.
UGGGUGCCGAGCACUGUACUGAGCGCCUGCACUAAGCUGUCGUCGGUCCUUCGGCGGCCCCGAAGGGGCAGUGGCCCCCACCCAGGAACUCCGGAUCCCCGAGACUAUGGAGGCUUUCAACAGGAAUACGGCGGGUUCUGGACGCAAGAUUCAGAAGGGACCCCUGGACCUGAUUGAGACGGGGAAAGGGCUGAAAGUCCAGACGGACAAGCCCCACCUGGUGAGCCUGGGCAGCGGACGGCUCAGCACGGCGAUCACCCUGCUGCCCCUGGAAGAAGGGAGGACGGUGAUCGGUUCGGCCGCCAAGGACAUCUCGCUGCAGGGCCCCGGCCUGGCGGGGGAACACUGCUACAUUGAGAACGUGCAGGGUACGCUCACCUUGCAUCCUUGUGGCAACCCCUGUGCCAUCGACGGUCUUCCAGUCCGACAGCCCACCCAUCUCACUCAAGGCUGCAUGCUGUGCCUUGGGCAGUCCACCUUUCUUCGCUUUAACCACCCGGCAGAAGCUAAGUGGAUGAAGAGUAUGAUCCCGGCAGGGGCACGGGGCCCUGAGGCACCCUACAGCCCGACCCAAGUCUCCCCAGUCGAGUCGGAGAGCCUGGUGAAUGGCAACCACCUCCCCCAGCCUGCUGGCCGGGGGCGCCCGGCCUGUGCCAGCCACAGCUCCCUGGUCAGCUCCAUCGAGAAGGACCUGCAGGACAUCAUGGACUCGCUGGUGUUGGAGGAGCCGGCCGGGCCCGCCAAGAAGCCGCCCGCCACCUCCCCGCUCUCCCCUCUGCCCAACGGCGGGCGCUACCUGCUGUCGCCGCCCACCAGCCCCGGCGCCAUGUCGGUGGGCUCCAGCUACGAGAACACGUCGCCCCCGUUUUCCCCCCUCUCCUCGCCCGCCAGCAGUGGCAGCUGCGCCAGCCCCUCACCCAGCGGGCUCGAGCAGGGCCCCGCCAUGCCCCCCUUGGUGCCCGCCCGCUCCUCUAGCUACCACCUGGGCCUGCAGCCCCCUCAGUCCCAUCCCGCCGAGAGCCCCCGGCCGGGCAGGAGGGGCGUGCCCGAUGGGCCCUCCAUCCCCGGCCUCCGGGCUCUGCUGACCGAUGGCCCCGCGGCCACCAUCCUGGCCGAGGCCUGCAAGGCCUCCGAGGGCCCGCGCCUCGGCAUGCCGGUGCCCCCCACCGUGGCCGUCGGCCUGAGCGAGCGCCCGGCCGGGGGCGGCCGCUGCCAGCCCUCCAGCGUGCCCGGCAGCCCCCGCCUGCCCCCCAAGUUCCAGCCGCCGGUUCCCGCUCCCCGCGGCAAAACCGGCGGCCUCCAGGAACGUCCACCCAGUCCCUUCAGGGAGUCCCCGGGUGCUGACCGAGCCGUGCCCGCUGUCUCCUCCCGCCAGCUGCUGGGCAGAACCUUCUCCGAGGGGGCGGGGGGCGGCCCCCAGACCCGCUCCCUGCAGCCCCCAGAGAGCCCCCGCCCUGGGCGCAAGGGGCUGGACAGCCUGCGGGACCGGCCGCCCCUGAGCCCGGCCCUGUCCCGCCGGGCCCUGCCCCUCUCCCCCGUGCCCGCCCGGGCCCCUCGAGAUGCCAGUCCGGACGGCCCCCGGGGACGGCGCUGGGCCGGCCCGCCCGAGGAGCCAGCCUGGACGCUGGGAGGCCGGGGCCGGCGGGCCCGGAGCCCCUCGCCCACCCUCGGGGAGGCGGCGGGCGCCCGCAGGACCGGCUUCGGGCCCGGGCUGAGCCCUGCCUACAGCCUGGGCUCGCUGAGCGGGCCCUCGCCCCGCCAGAGUCCGCGGGCGCGGAGGAAGCUGUCGGGGGGCGAGCUGGGAGCCCCCGGGGCCCGGGAGCGUAAGAACAGCGUCCCGGAGCUGGGCGCCCAGGGAGACCUACUGGACUACCACCGGCGACAGCGCCAGGAGCGCCUAAGGGACCAGGAGAUGGAGCGACUGGAACGCCAACGUCUGGAGACCAUCCUGAGCCUGUGUGCCGAGUACAGCCGGGCAGACGGGGGCACCGAGGCUGGGGAGCUGCCCAGCAUCGGCGAGGCAGCGGCGGCCCUGUCCCUGGUGGGCAGGAGGCCCUCGCGGGGCCUGACGGGAGGGUCGGGGCCCCCCGGCCGGGGGGGCGAGGAGCCGAGCGGCAGUGCCCAGCGGCUGUGGGAGCCCAUGGAGCGCUCGGAUGAGGAAAACCUCAAGGAGGAGUGCAGUAGCACGGAGAGCACCCAACAGGAGCGUGAAGAAGCCCCGGGCACGUUGGGGCACGGAGAAGCCCUGGCCUUAGAGGAGGAGCAGGCCCGGGCGCUGGGCCGCGUGGACCAACUCAAGGGCCGGGUGAAGGAACUCGACCAGCAGCUGCAGGAGGCCACCAGGGAGGCGGAGAUGGAGCGGGCCCUGUUGCAGGGGGAACAUGAGGAAGAGCUGGCACUGAUGCAGAAGGAGCAGAAGGCAGUUGAACAGGUGCAGGAGAAGCUGGUGGCUCUGGAGACGGGCAUCCAGAAGGAGAGGGACAAGGAGGCCGAGGCGCUGGAGACGGAGACGAGGCUGUUUGAAGACCUGGAGUUCCAGCAGCUGGAGAAGGAGAGCCGGUUGGAGGAGGAGCGGGAGCUGGCCGGACAGAGCCUGCUGCACAGCAAAGCUCAGCUCCAUCGAAGCAUCGCCGAGAGGAAGGAGCGCCUGGCCCUGUUGGAGAGCCAAGCGGGCCAGAUCCGGAUUCAGGCCAUGCAGGAGUCGGAGCGGCUGGCCCGGGACAAGAGCGUUACCCUGCAACAGCUGCACAAGGAGAAGGAGAAGCUGGCAGCCCUGGAGAGACGCUACCACUCACUCACCGGCGGACGCCCCUUCCCCAAAUCGCCCUCCGCACUCAAGGAGAUGGAGUCACUCCUCCCUGCCCUUGACUUAGAGCAGUGGUAUCAGCAGCUCAUGGCAGGGCUGGAAGGGGGUCCGGCCACCUCCCCCCGCUCCUCCCCUCCGCCUCUGCCCGCCAAAGCUUCCCGCAAGCUGCAGGUGUUCCGCUCCAAGAUGGAGGGAGACGCGGCGGCCCCCCCUGCGGCCCCGCGCCCCCCCCCUUCUUCCUCUUCCUCCGGCUCCUCCUCGUCCUCCUCCCAGCUCAGCGUCGCCACCCUGGGCCGCGGUCCCUCCCCCAAGAGUCCUCCCCUCUCUCAGAGCAACCCCGGCGGGCUCCCCCACAAUCUGGCGGCCACCCUGCAGGACAUCGAGACCAAGCGGCAGCUGGCCCUGCAGCAGAAAGGGCAGCAGGUAAUUGAGCAGCAGCGACGGCGGCUGGCAGAGCUGAAGCAGAAGGCGGCGGCUGAGGCCCAGUGCCAGUGGGAAGCGCUGCACGGGCCCCCCGUGUACCCCGCGGCGCCCGCUGGCUACCCCCCUCUUAUGCAUCACUCCAUCCUGCACCACCUGCCCGGGGCCCGGGAGCGGGCGGAGGACGGGGACCACCACGCCUACGACACGCUGAGCCUCGAGAGUUCGGACAGCAUGGAUACCAGCAUCUCUACGGGGGCCAACUCCGCCUGCUCUCCGGACAUGUCCAGUGCCAGCGGCUUGGAUGCGGGCAAGAUUGAGGAGAUGGAGAAGAUGCUGAAGGAGGCACACGCAGAGAAGACUAGGCUCAUGGAGUCUAGGGAUCGGGACAUGGAGCUGCGACGGCGGGCACUGGAGGAAGAGCGGCAGCGGAGGGAGCAGGUGGAGCGGAGGCUGCACAGCGAGGGGGCCCGGCGGCAGCAGCUGGUGGAGAAGGAGGUCAAACUGCGGGAGAAGCAAUUCUCCCAGGCCAGGCCGCUGACCCGCUACCUGCCCAUCCGGAAGGAAGACUUGGACCUGAAGACGCACAUCGAGUCUUCCGGGCACAGCGUGGACACCUGCCUGCACGUGGUGCUGGGCAGCAAGGUGUGCCGCGGCUACCUGGUCAAGAUGGGCGGCAAGAUCAAGUCCUGGAAGAAGCGCUGGUUCGUCUUCGACCGGCUCAAGCGCACCCUCUCCUACUACGUGGACAAGCACGAGACGAAGCUGAAGGGAGUCGUCUACUUCCAGGCCAUCGAGGAAGUGUAUUACGACCACGUGCGCAGUGCGGCCAAGAAGAGAUUGUUCGGCUGCAGCCUGGUGACUAGCCCCAACCCGGCCCUGACUUUCUGCGUCAAGACCCACGACCGCCUGUACUACCUGGUGGCACCUUCGGCGGAGGCCAUGCGCAUCUGGAUGGACGUCAUCGUCACGGGGGCCGAGGGCUACACCCAGUUCAUGAACUGAGCGGGGGCCGCCCCCUCCCCACCCCACGCCUGGGCCCAGGGCCCACCCUCCUGGGGCAUCGGACAGAGCGGGCCUCCAGCCGUGACCGGGCCCAGGACGGGGCGGCGAGGGACCGGCCAUGGCCAGUCCACCCCCAGCUCUGACGCUACCCUGGCCGGGGGCCGGAGUACGGCGGGGGUGGACCCCUCUCCCGUGGCCGAGGGGCGGGUGAGGAGGCCCGGCAGCCGGACCUGCCAUCUCUGCCCUGGAAAGACGGUGCUGGGUAUGCUACUGCACUCUGCCAAAGAUCUCCCCUCAUCUCCUCUCCCCGGCCCCUUGGCAGCUGAACCAGUAUGCCCCCUCCCCACCCUCCAGCCUCUCACCUUUGAUGCUCCAAGUUCACCCCAUCACCAUGGUUACAGCCCCAUCACCAGUGUGGGGGGGACCCGUGGCCUUUGUGUCUCCUCCCACCUCUCCACUUGUGCCUUGACCAACACCAGAGGUGCCUGGAUGCCAUGGCGGGGCGGGGAAAAGGGGGAGGACCCUGGCUGGUUUGAAGGUGCCUGGAUGCUGGACUCCCCCCAUCCCUCUCCCUUCCUCCACCCGAAUCCCCGGCCCCUCCCUCAGUUACCCUCCUUAAAGUCAGCGGCGGCUGGCGAAAGGGGAGGGGGUGUCCCUGGCUGCCAGGGCUGAGCGGGGAGUGGGUCGGACCCCUCGCCUCUCCCGCCCAUGCCCCUGGACUAUAACACUAACACCCCCUGCCCCCUCCGCGUUUAUAAGCGGUGUCUGUGGCCGGCGGUAAACCAUUUGGAGUAAGCCACUGUGUCCACUUUUUCUUCCUCUGGGUUGCCAACGUCAGCCCUGGGCAGAAGGUUCUGCCCUGGCCUUAACCAUGCCCGGUGAUGGAGGCGGCUUACUGGAACCAGGCUCGGGCCCAGGAUACUAAGGGAGAUCAAGCAGUGUGGUCCAGUGGAUAGA